UUCUAUGGAUAAUUGUAAAUAAUAUAAAUAAUAAUACACGUAUGGUUCUGCUUGUUCCAUGUGAGCAGAAUAUUGGUAAUUUUUAUUAUUAGUAUGGUUGUGCUAGCAACAAGUAAAAACUAUUUCGUUACAUGUUCUGAACAUAUUUUGGGCGUUGAUAGUACGAAGAAAGAAUGUAGGGUUAUCGAGUGUCGUUCCCUCUUCGCAAAGAAUUUGAGAAUCGGCGACAAGUCCACCGGCGACGGUGCAAUUUCCGUGGACUGUGCCGCCUUGUCGUCGUGCGGAAGAUUCUUGGUCGUGUGCUGCAACAAGAACAUGUGCUUGUUGAAGACAAGCCAGUGGUGUGUCGUGAGCGUGCGACAACUGGCCCGCGUAGCGAACAGCGUGAAGUUCACGGCCAGCGGGCGGCAGUUGGUCGUCGCCGACAGAUCCGGUGACGCGUACGUGUACUCCGUCGCUGAAGCCGAGCGACCCGGAGAGCUGCUGCUGGGGCACACGUCGAUGCUGGUGGACGUGCUCGUGACGGCGUGCGAGAGGUUCGUGAUAACGUGCGAUCGGGACGAGAAGAUCCGCGUCUCGAACUUCCCGAACGCCUACAACAUCCACUCGUUCUGCCUGGGACACGAGAAGUUCGUGUCGUGCAUUGCAGAACUGCCGCACGACGCUUCCGUCCUGAUCUCGGGGUCCGGCGACGGGACCGUCCGGUUUUGGGACUACUUCAGCGGGACCGAAAUUUGCGCCGUCACCGACGGUGCGAGGAGUGCUGCCGCCCUUCUGUCGUCCGCGCCCGAAUCUUGCGACGAAGGUGAAAGCUUACCAAUUAGAUGCUUCAGUUGGUUCAAGAAGGACUCCGAAUCGUCCGUAGGCUGCGCUUGCGUCGGCGGGUUGCUCGAUUGCCUGAUUUUCCGCGCUUCAGGCGGCCGGGACACCUUGAGCGUUGUGAUCCUACAAACGAUCAGCUUGCAGAGCGAGCCGUGGGUCGCGUCAUUCUCGGACAGCGGGGUUCUGUGGGUGCUCCAGCAAGCCGAAGGCAAAACUGCUUGUGCGUUCACUCUGAACACUGACACUGGUCGUUUCGAAGGAAAUCGUAAAUUGGAUGACGAUAGUGAGUAUGUACUGAACACUGUGAAUAGUAAGUGGGAAUUGUUCAGCAGUCAGGAACCUCCCAAAGUUCUUUCUAUCUUGUACAAGAGAAUAUUUGAUGACAUUCAGGAAUAUCAUGACAGGAAAAAGGCCAGGUUGCUUUCCAAAACAAAGAAUGUAUGAUUUGACUAAAGUAACAAACAUACAAAUAAAUACACUCCUUCAGGUCUUGCAGUGUCAA
This is a messenger RNA of Bacillus rossius redtenbacheri, 1324 nucleotides long. RefSeq names its product tRNA (guanine-N(7)-)-methyltransferase non-catalytic subunit wdr4 (gene wuho). Lineage: Eukaryota; Metazoa; Arthropoda; Insecta; Phasmatodea; Bacillidae. The transcript has a single exon. Bases 94 to 1266 code for a protein of 390 amino acids. Gene Ontology annotation, molecular function: protein binding. The record is from RefSeq and is a predicted model, not a curated record. Gene Ontology annotation, cellular component: cytosol; tRNA methyltransferase complex; nucleus. Gene Ontology annotation, biological process: RNA (guanine-N7)-methylation; tRNA modification.